AUGGUUAAAAUUGCAAUUAUCUAUUAUUCCAUGUAUGGACAUAUCGCUAAGAAUGCACAAGAAAUCUUAGCUGGUAUUAAAGAAGCUGGUGGGGAUGCCGAUGUAUUCCAAAUUUCAGAAACCUUACCAGGAGAAGUGUUGACCAAAAUGCACGCAGCUCCAAAAGAUUCAUCAAUUCCUGAAAUUAAAGCUUCCCAAUUACCUGAUUAUGAUGCAUUCUUAUUUGGAAUUCCAACCAGAUAUGGUAAUUUCCCAGCUCAAUGGAAAACUUUCUGGGACCAAACUGGAGGUUUAUGGGCAAGUGGUGCUUUACAUGGUAAACCUUUUGGAAUCUUUUUCAGUACUGGUACUCCAGGGGGUGGUCAAGAAGCUACAGCCAUGAAUGCUUUAUCAUCAUUUGUUCAUCAUGGUAUGAUUUUUGUUCCUUUAGGUUAUGGAGAAGCUUUCCCCUUAUUAACUAACUUAGAUGAAGUUCAUGGUAGUUCACCUUGGGGAUCAGGUACUUUUGCCGGAGCUGAUGGGUCUAGAUCAACCACUGAAUUAGAAAAGAAAAUUCACCAUAUUCAAGGUAAGUCAUUCUAUAAAGUUGCCAGUAAAUUGGCUUAA
Molecule: messenger RNA, 606 nt
Organism: Yamadazyma jaroonii
Lineage: Eukaryota; Fungi; Ascomycota; Pichiomycetes; Serinales; Debaryomycetaceae
Source: the annotation of a GenBank genome assembly